AUGAACGGCGAUGCGGGCCUGGUAGGCUGCCUGGUCGAGAGGCUUACAACGAGGCUCCCCCACCGCACCGGCACGACGACCCAGGACCUCUCCCAGGACGACAUCGUCUCCAUCACGCGCGCCACGCUCGUCAAGAUCAGCGCCUCCUCCAUCAGCCUCAUUCUCGACGCUCUGCUCAACUUGCUAGAGGACUUGGCGCGCCCCUAUAAAUCCGUCGUCUCACAUCCGCCCCAUGUCCUCUUCUCGGAGCUCUAUGUCCUUGAGCUCAUUGCCGACUGCUUUGCCAGCAAUUGGUAUCGUCUCAGGGGCUCCGUCGACAAACCCAACGCUUCUCCCGUGUCGGACGGCCCCCUGUCCCCGUCGCAGCGAGCAGCCUUCUACCCGCCCGAGUCCCUCACCGAUGUGCAGAUCGCCCGGAUAUUCGACGUGAUCAAGGUCCUGUUCGAACCGAUUCCGGACGGCUACACAUUGCCAGCCAAGGCUAUAUUAGACGAUUCGUCCGCCAAGCCCAUCGCAACACCCUUACCAGACGAGCCCACUCGAACACCGCUCUCUACUUCAUCCAAUGAGCCCGUCGAGACAGGAAGCCUUCUCCAGGCCCAUGCCAGCGCCAUUGAGGCACACGUAAAGCUCAUGGUUGAGUACAUGACGGCCUCGAGCUGGCCCAUCGCCUUCGACUUCUUCCGAAACAUAAUCUACGCAUCCCGCAACCCGGUGCCCACGCAGAACAAUGCCGCCCCGAAUACCGCCGCCGUUGACGAGGAGCGCGCCGCGCUCAUUGUGCUGCGCCUCGUCUCCUACUUCUGGGUCGACAGCCAGAAGUUGGGUCUCGUCAUACAAGAGUUUUGCUCGAGCUUCCUGCAUUACCGCAAAUCGUUCCAAAACACCAUAGCCGUGGUCCUGCCGCAGCUCAUUACCCGCUGGUUAGACCGCUACCCGGACGAGUUCGUACAGAUGCAUUCCCUGCACAACCCUAAGCGCCGCGACACGGCGCCCGACACGCUGCUGGAGAUGGCCCACACGGUAGGGGACAACGGCCGGCGGAAGGCACUGUUGUUUCCGAUGCAGAUGACGCUGCUAUUCCUGCAGCCCGAUGUGUUUGAGGUCGCGAGCAAUCUGCGCGAGGCGAAAGGCGCCAGCAUGGUCAAGAAGGUUCAGUUUCUGGACGGGCUGAGGAAGGCGUUGAGGAACCGCAACGAACAGGCCGCCUACUGUCUGGUGCUGUUGCUGAGGGCAGCGAGGCACUUUGAUAUUGAGAGCGAUUCGGCCCUCAUGAGCUACGCCAUGGACGUGCAAGAUGAGGUGAGAGAUGCCGUGUUCAGGCGGUUCGCUCCAGGAACCGAGGGGGUGCUGUUUGAGCAGGACAUCAUGACAGCUGCGUUCGUGUCGCUCGCACACCUCAAUUUUGACUACUGCGUCGAGACCCUGGCCACGGCAAUUUGUCUGGCCCCUUCGGCGCCCGAUAGCUUCAAGAUCGCCGUAAUCCAGGCAUGUGCGCAUUUUGCUCGUCUCGGCGAUAGGGAAGAGUAUCAGCCGCUCUUCACAGCGGCGAGCGCCUUCGUUCAGGGGCAGCUGCAGUUCAUGUCUGAGCUUCUCGCCGAAGGAUACAUUGAAGAACAGAGCGCCCAGCGCAAGGCAGCGGAGAGUGCUUCUUCAAUUAGCAUGAUCUCCAAUAUUCUCAGCUUCUUGGAUGCCUCUCCCAUGACUCUCUUCGAAGGCCCGCCCAUGGACCGAGGCGAGCGCGACGUUUUCUAUCGGGAGAAUCUCGAAGCACUCAUCUCUUGCGUCAUUGCCGCUGACGAGUCUGUCAGGCGGCUGGCUACGGGCGUCGCGAAGCGCUUGUUCGCAAAGGAGCAGGUGCUCUCAACGCUGAGAGCGUCAAAGGGUCUUAGCUCUAAGGCCUUCAAGACCAGGUUCUGGCAGCUUACGUCACUCAUUCUGAUAUCGAUCUGCGACAGGGCAAGAAUGCCAUGUUCCGCCGAAGCGCUCAGGUCUAUCCACGGCUAUUUAGAGUCAAGGUUACUAGUCCUGACCGCUAUACCAGAACUUGGCCAGACUUCUGAUGACAUUCCUGAACGGACCGCUGCCUCGACAAAGCUCGAGACUCUCUUUCUGGUAUCGCUCUGCUCUGCCGACAUUGAAGCCUGCCAGAUUGUCACAUCCUGUGUUGGCACGUUCCUCGAUGAAUGCCGGCUCAUCGACACAGCACCGGCGACAGCAAAGUCGUCCCUGACUCUACUCCGGAAUGCCGACAUUUUUGGCGAGAUUUCAGCCCGCGACUUCAGGUUUACUGGGCUGGUAGCAUUCCAGAAGAGAACCAGGUCGCUGUUGAGACGCAUGCAGUACCCUAGCGCCGGCAUCCUUGACGCGUGGGAAUUUGUCUUUGACAGGUGGAUGAUCCUCAACAAGGAGCUUUGCCAGGCAACCGCCGAGGGCGUCGAAGAGAGGUUAAUAAUCGACAUGGUUGCCGAAUGGCGGAAUUAUUCAGGCUUCCUUGCCUCGCUGGGAGGUAUCUGUACAGCUGAGCAAGUUUCUAAAGCAUCUAACCUAGAAGAGCCCGCCAUUAGUGGGCUGAGGUGGAUCGACCGGCUGUCAUCUGGAAUUCACGAAGAACCGCUCCUGACACGGUAUCUAAGGUUGAGCAUCCAGCUUCUCGCCUGCGCCAACCUCCGGGUCCGCGAGACCAUUCGAGAGGUCCUGUCCGUCGAGGUACCGUCAUCCCUGUAUUAUCCAUUGUUCAAAGCCCUUAGCGCAGAGCUCGACGUGCUGUUCACAGGCGCUCUUGAGCCGAGUGUCAAGGGAGUCGAUAACGACAUCAUCUUCGCCGAACAGUCCACAUCUCUCCUCAAGGCUUUAGUCGAGAGGCUUGAUGGUGCGACGGAGCUCGGUGCAGCAUCCAACCUGCACAUCGGCCUCAUGUGUCUGAAUUUUGCCAAGUUUCUCGACGGCGUCUCCGACACGCCUAGCAGCCUCCGCGUCAAAAUCAAAACCUGCCAGCUCAUCGAAUCCGUAACCAAGCGCAAGGAGCACCUCAACCUCCGUGACGAUGUGCGCAUCCGCAACCAAUUGCUCGAGUACAUCUUUAGCUGGAUCGCCCGUCCGCGCUCCCCUCGGGCGCCAGAAAACGCCUCCUACGGUAGCGGCCGUCCGGACGAAAUGACACGCGUCCAAAAGGACCUCGACAAGGCUUGCCUGCGCUGCCUUGCCAGCCUCACAUUCCGACUUCCCCUUCAGCCAGGCGAUGGGCAAACGGAUGCCGGCACAAGCGAGCUCAAGUCACAAAUGUUUCAUCAGUACUUUAACCGCUUCCUGUCGCUGCUAAAUAUGGACUUGAACGCGUCCGACAUCGUGCGGAGCGACGGCCACCAUCACGGCCACUGGGGCAGCUCGAGCACUGCGUCCGAGGCGUCAACGUCGGAUCUGGCAAUUACCAUUCUCUCCAACCUGCUAAGUGCGAAUAUCGACGUCGGAUUGAAGCACUCGCUGAGCAUUGGUUACCACGAAAAUGUGGACAUCAGGACAGCGUUUGUGAGGGUGUUGUAUAACAUCCUCGUGCAAGGCACGGAGUUCAAUAACCUGAGCGAUGCCGCAGUGCUUGAGAAGUAUAAUGAGCUGCUAGACCUGCUGACGGCAGACCCGAGCUUGGCGGUGGCCAUGAGCGCCGUUUGCCCCAGUCACGAAGUGGACGAGCUCACCAUUUCACUGUUAAACAUCUUUGAGACGAGGGGACUGAGUUUUGUGCUGCUCGAGGCGUUGAUCAAGCACGAGGUUGAGGAGACUGAGAACGAAUCAGAGCUCCUCCGCCAAACCUGUGUCGCUACCAAGAUGUUGUCCAUAUACGCAAAGUGGAAGGGCACCGGCUACCUCAAGGACACGCUGCAGAACGUGGUUGAGAGGCUCAUGCUGACGUCCAAGGAGUUGAGCCUGGAGCUGGACCCGACCAAGGUCAACUCGCCUGAGGAGCUGCAGACGAAUGCGGAGCACCUGCAGAUUGUCGCUCGCGUCUUUAUUGAGAACAUAUGCUCAUCUUCAUCCAAUAUCCCGGCGUCCUUUCGCAAGAUUUGCAGUAUUAUCUCGGACUCGGUCCUGGAGAAGUUUCCCGACGCAAAGUACACUGCUGUCGGCGCCUUCAUAUUCUUGCGCUUCUUCUGCCCUGCAAUCGUUGCGCCUGAGGUUGAGGGGCUCGUCUCAACACCGCCAUCAAAGGAGAUGCGUCGUGGGCUGCUACUCAUCGCCAAAGUCAUUCAAAAUCUGGCAAAUAAUGUGCUCUUUGGAGCCAAGGAGCCGUACAUGUUCCCGCUGAUUGAUUUUUUGACGAACAAUAUCUACAAGGUUACUACUUUUCUGCGGGAGAUAUCAGUCCCGCCAACCACGCUGGAGGAUACCACUGGGGGCGAAUCGUUUGACUUUGGCUCCUGUGUGGCGCUUCACAGGUUCCUGUAUGAGCACUGGGAUCACGUCCGGCAGCGGCUUGCCUCUAGGGAGAGGCGGGAAUUCGUCUGGUCACCGUCGGAUUCGAACAGAGGCCGGACCCACGUGCUAGAGCCGCUGAAGAAUCUUGUCAUGAACUUGGGGCCACCACCGUUGGCUGUCACAUGGAACCGGCCUCAUAUCGCGACGAACAGCCCCCCGGCUUACUCGAGGUUCCAGGAUUUCAUGCUCCGCAACGCUUUCCGAACUACCGAGUCCUUCCUGACAGCCCGCGCGGUGUACGACGGCGGCGAGAGUAAGGACGGGCUGUCCAUCAUCUGCAUUAUUCUUCGCAAUAUUGAUGGAGAGGUAAUCGACUAUGACACCCUGAUAUACUGCUAUCUCAAGCUCGCCAGCCGGCUGUGGCACCGCCCGUUUGGACUCUUCAUCGACGCCACCUGCUACAACGGGCAAAGCGAGCCCAAGGAGGAGUUGUUCCAGAAGCUGGAACUGCUUACGCCGACCGAGCUGUCUCGCCAGCUGACGCGCAUCUACGUCUACAACACCAACAGCGCCUCCAAAAAAUGUCUUCGUCGCAUCCUCAAGGUGUCGACCAGGAACGAAAACAGCGUGUUCAGUUCAUCCAAUGUGGAAUACCAACUCAUAGGAAGCCUGCAGGAGCUGCAAGCGCAUUUCCACCUGAGCCAGCUGCAUCUGCCCAAGGAAACGAUCAGUGUCGUGACGGAUACCCGCUUUGUCUUUCAGCCGAUUGCCAGGCUGUCUAAAUCCAAGGGUAAGAUUGAUGUGGUGAUCAAGGUUGGCAGUCAGUUUGUGCAAGUCACAACGAACAAGAAGCAGGAAGUGCCCGGCUUCCGCCUGAGCACGACCGUCAAUGACAUCUUCCGACUGAGUGACGUGGAAGAGGCGCCCACGUCAAUCCAGACGGAGGACGACUCAGCCUUCGGUCUCAGGGCGGACAACGGCAGAAUUGUCAUGUACUUUACAAGCCCGAAGAAGGCCGAGGUGCUGCAGCACAUACGCGCGGCAAAGGCCAAAUACGCCAAGGACACGCGGGCCAUGAAGUCGUUUGAGCGACUGAUUCGGCCGCAGGACGUGCCGGGGACACUCCUGAACCUUGCCCUGACCAACCUGGCCAGUACGGAUUCGGUGCUAAGGCUAUCGUCGUAUAAUCUGCUGAGCGCGCUGUGCAAGGCGUUCAAGUUUACGGCAGCGUCGAAGCUGAUGAGUACGAAAGAUAUCAUGGUGCCACUGGACCCGUCGCAGUUCAUCAUCAAGAUUAGCAAGAGCCUGGCACAGACGGAACCUCAGUUGACGUCGGAUUUCUUGAAUGAGUUCUUCGUCGGGUGGGACAGCUUCUCGGAGGAGCAAAAGCCCCUGAGUUUGGCGUACAUGGCGCCCUGGAUUCCUGGGCUGCGUACCUCUCUGCUGGCUAGCGAAAGUGAGAGCGACAAGGGAAGGGAGAAGAUUGCGGCGCUGUUCAGGAAGCUUAUCGAUGUCACACUUUCAGACCCGACGCUGAUGUUUACCCUGGAGCAGUCGGUGUGGCCCGCCAUAUAUCAGGACGAAGUGCUUCUGGACAUAUUUCUGGAGGAGAUUAUCAAGGCGGCCCUGACGCUCGGUUUUGAAGACGUCCAAACCGAGACGCUGACGUCGAUUGCCAGCGCGAUUGGCACAAUCACUCUGCGAGGGAAGGUCAUAUCGCGCCUGCGGAAGGCAUUGAAUCGGUCCUCGCUGCGGCCGACCAAGUUCCUGCCUGACAACCCGGUCUGGAAUGAGAUCUGCGUGCUGCUACAGUUCUGCGCGGCUUUGUCAUUUGACAGCGGCGUGCAGGCCCAGCUGUAUCUGCCAGAGAUCUUCCACAUCGUCACGAUGCUCGCCAACACGGGCAUGCCGGAGGUCCGGGUCGUGGUGCACCGCCUGCUGGUCAACUCAAUCCACUCGGCAUGUACCUCAUUUGUACUCGACGAGAACCGGCUUAGCAAGCUACGGGCAACGUUGGAGGUGCUUUCGGACACCAAGAGCGACAUAUUUGUCAACACAGCCACCUUUAUGCGCGACGGUGCGUCCAUAUCAACUACCCAGGAAGCCGGGCCUACCCUCGCAGCGACCGAGCACCUAGCUACCAUUCUUUUCGAGACGUGCUCCAUCGCGGCGCCGUCGGUGGAUACCGCCAACGCGUGGCGUUCCCGAUGGAUGUCUCUCGUGGCCAGCACAGCCUUUCAAAACAACCCGGCGAUCCAGCCGCGUGCUUUCACCGUCAUGGGCUGCCUCGCCCGCGAAGAAGUCGAUGACGACCUGCUGUACCAGGUCCUCGUGGCGCUGCGCAACAGCGUGACCCGCUUUGCUGAGGAAGGCAGCAGCGACAUGCUCGUCGCCAUCGUCACGGCGCUGUCCAAGAUGAUGGCCAAGCUGCAAUCAGCGUCCCGGUACGGCCUGCAGCUCUUCUGGCUGGCCAUGUCGCUGCUGAGAUUGGUGCCGCCCCACCUAUUCAAUUGCGCCGCCGCGUUGCUCGAGGCCGUCCUCACUAACAUCAGCUCAUCGGGCGACAUGCGCGGAGGGGCCGAUAAGAUGGUCCCGCACCUGCUGCAGGGCAGGGCCCAGCUUGAAGAGGCGGCACUGCCCCUCGACGAGGCCUACGGAAUUCACUUCAACGCUGAGAGCUUCCACUUUGCGGCGUGCGCUUGCGUAGUCAGGGGUCUAACCGACACGGUCACCAAGGGUACCGCGUUGAGGGUACUCGCAACUUUGUUGGAGAUGACAAGCUGGUCGCCCGAGAGCAACGGCGGUGCCAACGCCGACAGGGACGUGCGCGACAUGGCGGCGUCGCCGUACAUGGCGCUCAUCCUGGCGCGGACGGCGUCGCUGGAGGAGCUGCGCGAGCACCUGUGGACGGCAGGUAUCAAUCCGAGCGGGCUGGCGGACCCGGGCACGCUGAGGGCGGCGCAGGACCUGGGCAGGAUCAAGGAUAAGGAUCUGCUGCUUAACACGGCCAUCGAGCUGGUGGAUUUCCAGUACCUUGAGGACGCGGUUCAGCAUCGUAGCCUGCAGUGGCUGAACCGGAUUGCGCUGGCUAGACCUGGGGUGGUUAUGCAUUUAUGCGGCCCCAUCAUCACCAUCCUGGACGACAUCCUCCUCCACUGCCAGAGCUCGGCCACUCUUGAGGCGGCGCACACGCUGCUGCAGACGCUGACCUCAAACCCAAAGUUCUCCAACUCGAGCGAGUCGGUCGCGGUGCUCAACGAGAUCCUCGACGAUAUGGGCUUUGGCGGCCUCUGGAGGAGCUGCUCGUUCAAUACGAGCCAGGAGCCACGCGACCAGGCGUACUUUGCGCUGACGGAGAAGCUGAUUGAGGUCAGUUGCGCCUAA
Messenger RNA from Canariomyces notabilis, 7797 nucleotides. RefSeq lists its product as uncharacterized. Gene Ontology annotation, biological process: regulation of GTPase activity. NCBI's taxonomy places the organism in Eukaryota, Fungi, Ascomycota, Sordariomycetes, Sordariales, Chaetomiaceae. The transcript has 7 exons. The record is from RefSeq and is a predicted model, not a curated record. Bases 1 to 7797 code for a protein of 2598 amino acids.